CAAGCAGGCGGAAAAACGAAAAGAUGAUCAGAUUAUCUUUUAGCAAAGGAAGAUCAAAACUACAAAUUGAGACUUGAUUCAGUAGUCAACGGCGUGAACUACUGUUUCAAAUUACACGCACAAAAGAAAGAGGAAGAAUGUCUCUUCAGCUUUAAUACGACUAUGACUAUGGCUAUGUCUUAGGGUUUCUUAUCUUCGACCAAAAAUCAUGGAUUGUACUAAUUCCGCCAUGGCCACAAACCUAAUUUCUCUUCAUCUUCUUCUUUUGCUCUUUACUUUUAAGUUUCAACUCUCUUUGUCUGAGGAUACUAGCACUAUGCAGUCGGUUCCUGAUCUCCAGAAGUCCAUGUAUAAAGUUAUUGAUGGAUAUCCUUGUGUGCGACUACUAAAUCUUUCUGGAGAGAUUGGUUGCGCUAAUCCUGGAAGGGACAAGGUUGUUGCUCCGGUUAUAAGAUUCAAGAAUGCCAGAGAGCUGGCUCAUUCAUCUGCUGUUUUGGUGUCAUUGGAUGAAAUUCAAGAACUUUUUGACAGAAUAUCAAAUGAUUCAAGUUUUGCCAAGAAUAUAGGCGGUGUUUUAGUUGAGCCUAGAACCAAAAAUCAAAGUCAAUCAACAGGAUUCUCUCCUGCUCAAAAGUUUCCAGAAGUUCAAUUUGCCCCUUAUAAAAGUGUCAACUACGAAUGGAACCCAAUUGGAUCUGGUAUUAUGUGGAAAGCUUAUAAUUUCCCUGUGUUCUUACUCUCAGAGGAGAGCAGUCAAUUCAUGCAGGAGGUUGCUUUGAAAAAUGCGAACCAAAAGAAUGCUUAUACUGCAUAUGUGGCUGAGUUUGAUUCAGUGAUGCAGACAACAAAGUCUGGGACUCAUGAUUCAGAAUCUUGUUUAAGAGAAGGGACUUGCCUUCCUUUAGGUGGAUACAGUGUUUGGUCAUCACUCCCACCAAUUAAUGUUUCAUCCUCAAAUCAAUCCAAGCCAAUUAUAUUAGCAGCAUCAUCUAUGGAUUCUGCGUCAUUUUUCCGUGACAAAAGCUUAGGGGCAGAAUCUCCUAUUUCUGGAUUGAUUUCCUUGCUGGCUGCAGUUGAUUCGCUUUCUCAUGUGGAUGGCUUGAGUGAUCUCAGCAAGCAGCUUGUCUUUUCAGUUUUCACUGGGGAGGCAUGGGGUUACCUCGGUAGCAGAAGAUUUUUGCUUGAACUUGAUUUACGGUCAGAUGCUGUUAGUGGCCUUAACGACAAACUAGUUGAGACGGUCAUAGAAAUUGGAUCUGUUGGAAAGGGCUUCAGCGGAGGGAAUAAUACCUUUUUCAUUCACAGAGCUGGGGUUUCUUCAGCUACAAAUGAAACAUUGAAAGCCUUCAAACAUGCACAAGAUUCUCUUGAAUCAAAAAAUGUGACAAUCGUAGAGGCAAGCACUUCUAACCCUGGGAUACCCCCAUCAUCUUUGAUGGCAUUUCUGAGAAAGAACUCAUCAACAAAUGGGAUUGUAUUGGAAGAUUUUGAUACUGCGUUUGCCAACAAGUUCUACCAUAGUCACCUUGAUGAUAUGUCAAAUGUAAACUCUUCAGCUAUAGUGGCAGCUGCAUCUCUUAUUGCACGAACCCUUUACAUCCUUGCAAGUGGCAACAACAAUUUAAGCAGCUCAGCCUUAAAUGCUAUCAACGUGAAUGCCUCUCUUGUUGAAGAACUGAUGAGUUGUUUAUUGGGCUGUAACCCGGGUUUGUCUUGUGAUCUGGUGAAGAACUAUAUGUCACCAACUUCUUCAUGCCCAAAUCAUUAUGUUGGUGUUAUCAUUGGGGAACCUUCUUCAACUCCGUACCUUGGAUAUGUUGACGACAUUUCCAGGUUCAUCUGGAAUUUUUUGGCUGAUAGAACUUCUACUCCAAAAGAGAAUACUAAAUCUGAUUGCUCAAAAGGUUGUAGUAACAAAGAUGAAGUCUGCAUUAGGGCAGAAACAAAUGGGAAGGGAGUUUGUGUUACUUCUACUACGAGGUAUGUGCCUGCAUAUUCAACCCGAUUGAAGUAUGAAUCUGGAAUGUGGACUGUUUUGCCAGCAAAUUCCUCUGAUCCUAUGGGGAUGGUGGAUCCUGUGUGGACAGAGAGCAACUGGGAUGUAAUUGGCCUACGAGCAUAUACGAUUCAGAAUGCGUCUUAUGAUCGGCUUGUUUUGCUGGGAGGUAUUGCUGUCACAAUCUUGGCUUACGUUGUUAUAGUAAUUACAAGAGCCUUUAUAACCAAAGUAUUGAAACAAGAUUGAAAUUCUUUAACUUUGGUUGCAUUUUGCAUACACCGCAUAGAAAAUGAUAGGAGUAGGGUUAAAUAUGGUGGUUAUAUUUCCUGGAUUAUAUCAAUUGCUAUGAUUUUGAAGUACUCGGUAGGAUACUGCGUUACUUAAUAUGCAUCUUUGUGCAUUUCAGAGUACCGGGAACUAAUGUCUGAUUGAAGUACAUGUUUUCAAAUGGUAAUGUCAUUAACGUCAUUUUAGAGUAUCAAUUUCCUUGACAAUUUUUUUUUUUGGUCAAACUGGACAUGACAGAUUUAUCAUUUGGAUUGUUCUUUGCUCUCUUGUUAUGAAAGACUGUUGUAUGCUGAUUGUGCAA
Molecule: messenger RNA, 2588 nt
Organism: Jatropha curcas
Lineage: Eukaryota; Viridiplantae; Streptophyta; Magnoliopsida; Malpighiales; Euphorbiaceae
Product: Zn-dependent exopeptidases superfamily protein
Biological process (GO): protein processing
Cellular component (GO): plasma membrane
Source: RefSeq, a predicted model, not a curated record